Rhagoletis zephyria (snowberry fruit fly) is the source of this 1958-nucleotide messenger RNA. RefSeq lists its product as uncharacterized. The record is from RefSeq and is a predicted model, not a curated record. Lineage: Eukaryota; Metazoa; Arthropoda; Insecta; Diptera; Tephritidae.
GUUACAUAAAAUUUUUAAAAAACUUAUAUGAUAGGAGACAAUUAGAAAAAUUUAAAACUACAAGAAAUUAUACAAACUCCCACAAUGACACAGACAGUAGUAGAAUUUAUAAAUACAGCAACAAAGCUUAUACCUGAUUUUGAUGGCAAAUCAGAAAAUUUACGUUCAUUCCUUGACGCACUAACUCUGGUUGAUGCGAUAAAAGGCGAACAUGAGGCAAUAGCCAUUUCCUUAAUUAAGACUAAACUUAAAGGAAAUUCGAGAAAUUUGAUUGACAAUGAAAAUACAAUUGCGGAAAUCAGUACCAAACUACGCACCACCGUAAAAGGUGAGUCAGUAGAAGUAGUGACUGCAAAACUUAUGAAUAUAAGACAAAGUAGCAAAACUGCUACAAAUUACUGCAAUGAAAUAGAAACACUAACAAAAUCAUUAGAAAAUGCAUAUAUAAAUGACGGCAUAAACUUAAAUUUGGCAAGUAAAUAUGCGACACAAGCAGCCGUAAGGGCAAUAACUAAAAAUUGCACAUUAGAAAAAGUCAAACUUAUUAUGGAAGCAGGUCAGUUUACUGACAUGAAUGAAGUAAUAAGCAAAUUUGUUGGAAGUUGUACAGAAGCUACAGGCCAACAAAAUACCAUGCUAUAUCAAACGGGGUAAAUCUAUUAAAACAUAUAUACAAAUCAAUGAUUUGUUUGUUAAAGGGAAAUUUGACUUAGGUCAAUUUUUCUCUAGGCUCGAUGAUGUGGCCGAUAAGCAUUCAAUUGACAAAUUACAAGUGGCACCUAGUGAGAAAAUUUUCGAAUUUGUCUCUAUAAAUGAAUUUAAAGAAAUGGGCAAUAAGAAAUUAAUUAAAAUGAAAGUAGCGCUACUGAAUGAGGUGACCCAAAUAAAUUAUAAAGAUGCAAAAACAAUUGAAAGUAUAUUAAAAAGAUAUCAUGAUGACCCGGCAGAAGGAGGUCAUUGUGGCAUUUCAAGAACCUUGAAUAAAAUAAAAAGAUACUAUUACUGGAAACACAUGACUAAAACAAUCACGAAAUAUGUUAAGAAUUGUCAUAAGUGUCAAAUAACCAAAGUCACAAAACAUAUAAAAAGUCCAAUGACUUUGACGCCAACACCAAACAAGGCAUUUGAUACAAUAUUCGUUGACACAAUCGGCCCGCUACCAUUGUCAGAAAAUGGAAAUGCAUACGCAGUCACGAUAAUAUGCGACAUGACUAAAUAUUUAGUGACAAUACCAACUAAAGAUAAAAAUGCAAAAACUAUAGCUAAGGCAAUUUUUGAUAAUUUUAUUCUCGUCUACGGUCCUAUGAAGACGUUCAUAUCGGACAUGGGCACGGAAUAUAAAAAUUCACUUUUAGAAGAAAUAUGCAAACUUUUAAAUAUAGAAAAACUAACAUCAACCGCCCACCACCACCAGACGUUAGGGACGGUCGAGAAAUCACAUAAAGCGUUUAACCAAUAUGUAAGGUCAUAUGUAUCGAUAGACAAAAGUGAUUGGGAUGAGUGGCUUAAGUAUUUUACAUACUGCUUUAAUACAACACCAUCAACUGUACAUGACUAUUGUCCAUACGAGUUAGUUUUUGGAAAACUUCCAAAUGGGUUUCAACAAUUUGAUCAGGUUGACAAAAUAAGCCCACUUUAUAAUUUAGAUAAUUACGCUAAGGAAAUUAGAUUUAGGUUAGAAAUAUCUCAUAAAAGAGCAAGGGAUAUGAUAGAACAAGCUAAGAUAGUACAAAAAUCUUAUUUUGAUAAAAAAGUUUUAGAUUAUAACUUUAAAAUAGGUGAUUUAGUUUUGCUAAAAAACGAAUCAGGGCACAAAUUGGACCCACAAUACAAAGGACCAUUUAAAAUUAAUAAUAUAGAUUUUAAAAAUAAUGUAACUAUAACUGAUAAGAAAACGGGAAAAACCCAAAUUGUACAUAAAAAUAGAAUUAAGAUAUAUAAUCAUUAAAACAAUUUUU